CUUUUACAGUCGGCCGGCCUUGCCCCUUAAGCUUUAUGAAACAUCAUCAUCCUCACCCACGCUCUCUGGUCUGGUCUGGUCUCCUCCUUCUUCUUCUUCUUCUCCAAAUCUCUUUUCUCAAUUGGGACCAUCUUUUUUACCGUUAAUAUCUUCUUCCCAUUACCCUACUCUCUUUUUCUUCUUUAACUUUAUUAUUACAACCAUUACACUCUUCUCUCCAGAUCUAGAAAGAAAGACAAAACCAAGAACAAAUCGUGGAAUCAUUAUGUUCAAACGACAUGAUCAUCAUCUUCAAUCCUCCUCUCGCCGUGAAAAUGUACCCGACCAUCGUGUUAAUGCCGUCGGCUGCAUGGCCGGCGUUUUUCAGCUCAUUUCCAAAUACCACCGUCGCCGCAAAUUCCUCACCUCCGGAAGCAAAAAGAGGCCGAGUGAAGAAGAAAAUAAUAGUUCAUCAGCAGUAAAACAGUUGAAAGUAGCCUCCGAUGGAAGAAAAUUGAUCAAACAGACAGAAAUCAUCAAGAAACUUCCGGCGGUCGAUCACCAUCGGGAAUCCGUGGUUGAUGAUGAUGAUGAUGAUGAGAAAGGGAGGAGAUUGAUGGAAGGAUUGAGAAAAUGUGAUGAGGAUUUAAGAAAGAUACAAAAGGUUUUAGAGGAGGCUAGGGCGGCUAGAUCAAUCUCGCCGGAGCGCCGCCGCCUGACAACUUUCCGGCAGAGAAUAACAAGCUGCAAGACACCAGUCAUCAACAACAAUAAGUAUUUCUGGCAUGCACAACAGUCUAAGGAAUGGAAAUUGCUAAACAAGAAGUUUAUAAGGAUGAUGACCAGAGAUAAUAAUGUUGAUGAACAAACUAGCAUUCUAAAUGUUGCUGAGGCUUCUAUAUCGAUUAAUACUGGAUGCCACGGAGAUCGAAAUUUGGAGACAACACCGCCACCGUUGAUUUUGUUGCUACGAUGGAGCGAUAAGGUUGUGAAAGAAAGUGUCGAAGAAAUUUGUAAAAACAUGAGACGCGAACAAAAAAGAGAAUUCACCAAAAUAGGAUUGGUUCUUCAAGAAUGCAUCUACUCGGACUUGAUUGAAGAACUUAUUAAUUUCUCCGAGUUCAAGCAUGUGAAUCACCGUAGUCAUGUCAUGAUGAAGAACCAAUUGCCUCGUCAUUUAUGCAAGAGAAGUCUUCGAUUUUAGGCUAGCUAGCUUUCAAUUAUUUGGUUUUUCCUCGAGUGUUUUUGUGUG
Molecule: messenger RNA, 1231 nt
Organism: Impatiens glandulifera
Lineage: Eukaryota; Viridiplantae; Streptophyta; Magnoliopsida; Ericales; Balsaminaceae
Exons: 3
Coding region: 266-1183 (305 amino acids)
Source: RefSeq, a predicted model, not a curated record